GGGUUGACUCAGGGACAGAGUAGCAGUAUGAGCACCACUGGACUAGACUGGGUGGAUAUUUUACCCACCACAGCCUGUUCCGCACCAUGGGGAAAGAUGGGUCCAGCAAAUUAAAUAUCUUCGUUCUCCUCUUCUUCCUCCUUGGAGAUGCUGCACCCAUCACAGAACCGCAGUACAUGGUGCUUCUGCCCUUUCUGAUACACACUGAUUCCCCUGAGAAAAUCUGUGUGCAGCUGACUCACCUGAAUGAGUCUGUGACACUGAAUGCUGCAAUUGAGUAUCAAGGGGAGAACAGGAGCUUGAUUGAUGAUGUGGUGUCGGAGAAGGAUUUGUUUACCUGCAUUCCUUUCACUAUUCCAAAAUCAAGGAGUCAGUCAACAGUCACAUUUAUUACUGUGACAGUGAAGGGGGAGACUCUGCAGUUCAGAAGUCGCAAGUCAGUGCUGGUCAAGAAUUCUGAGAGUUUGGUCUUCGUCCAGACAGACAAACCCAUCUACAAGCCUGGACAAACAGUCCUUUUCAGAAUUGUUUCUCUGGAUGAAAACUUCCAUCCCUUGAAUGAGGUGCUUCCACUGGUCUAUAUUGAGGACCCAAAGAAAAACCGUUUGUACCAAUGGACAAAGGCUGAGAUAAAGGAAGGGUUAACGCAGCUGUCCUUCAACCUCACUACUGAGCCCAUUCAAGGGACUUACUCAGUGGUGGCACAGAAGGCUUCUGGGAAGACAAUCCAACAUCCCUUCACUGUGGAGGAGUAUGUGCUUCCAAAAUUUGAAGUAACAGUGAAAAUGCCCAAGGUUAUCACCAUUCUUGAUGAGAAGCUGAAGGUGACAGUUUGUGGUCUAUACACAUUUGGCAAGCCUGUUCCUGGCCAUGUGAGCUUUCGUGUCUGCAGGAAAUUUGAAUACCCAGCCACUGCUUGCUAUGGUGAAGAGGCCAAGGCAGUAUGCGAUGAAUUCUCCGGACAGACAGACAACCAUGGCUGCAUUUCUAAACUGGUAAAAACCAAGUUAUUCCAGCUCAAGAGAAUUGGAUAUGAGAACAAGCUCCAUGUGGAUGCUAGGAUUGAAGAGGAGGAAACAGGAAUUGUGUUGACUGGAGCAAGCUUCUCUGAGAUCACGACUACCAUCAGCAAAAUUACCUUUGAGAACUCAGAUUCCUACUACAAACCUGGAAUCCCCUUCUUUGGGCAGGUUAAACUUGUGGAUGGGUCUGGUGCUCCAAUUGCCAAUGAAACUGUGAGGAUUUCCUUACAAGGAGGCCAGGAAAUGAACUACACAACAAAUGAAGAGGGCAGGGCACUAUUUGCCUUGAACACUUCCACAUUGUACAUCGAUUCUGUUGGAAUUAGAGCAACUCAUAAAACACACUCCUACUGCUAUGACCAUUCAUGGGUUAAUCCAAAUUAUGAAGAUGGUUAUCUCCGCCUAAAGCGCUUUUACUCCCCUAGUAAGAGCUUCCUCAAAAUUGAGCCCACGUCUGAGACACUAAGCUGUGGCUCCUCAGCUGAGGUCCGGGUUCACUAUAUCCUUACACCAGAGGCUGUAAGAGAAAGGAAGAAAAUCAUGUUUUACUACCUGGUGAUGGCCAAGGGAAUCAUUAAGCAAGCAGGCACCAGAAUUCUGGAUUUGGACAAGGAAAGUGUCAGUGGUGUCUUCAUACUACAGCUGUCUGUGGAAGCUGACUUAGCUCCUGUGGCCCAAGUGCUUGUCUAUACUGUUACCCCCAGCAGGGAAGUGAUUGCAGAUUCAACAAAGUUCAACAUAGAAAAAUGUUUCAACAAUAAGGUGGGCUUGAGCUUCUCUCCUUCUGAAGGCCUGCCUUCUUCUGACACUCAUUUACUGUUCAGAGCCUCCCCAAAAUCCCUUUGUGCUGUCCGUGCUGUGGACAGGAGUGUCCUCCUCAUGAAGCCUGAAGCUGAUCUGUCACCCAGCUUGGUAUAUAGCUUGCUGCCAGUGAAGGAACUGCAUGACUAUCACCAUGGUACAGAUGUGCUCUUGGAGGAGCCCCUAGAAGACUGUGUACCCUUGAAGAAAAUAAUUCUGAAUGGGAUCACCUAUUCUCCAGUAGUGGAGAUGAAUGAAGAUGACACUUACAGCAUUCUAAAGGAAAUGGGUUUAAAGGUUUUCACAAAUUCCAAGGUGAAGAAACCUUGGUAUUGCAGCACUGAGAGUCACAUGCCUGCACAAAGUCGCAUUAUAGCAAGUGAAGGCCUGGCUGGAGCACCUAUGUAUGCACUGAGGACAGGUGCCCUAGAUUCUAGUAGAAUCCAUGCAACAUCCAGCACUCCUGAAGAGGUGACAGAGACAAUACGAAAGUAUUUCCCAGAAACAUGGAUAUGGAGUUUAGUAUCUAUAAGCUCUGAGGGAAAUGCUGAACUAGAUGUGACCAUCCCUGACACCAUCACUGAAUGGAAAGCCAGUGCAUUCUGCAUGUCCCCAGACACAGGCUUUGGCCUGUCACCAACAGUGUCCCUCAGAGCCUUCCAGCCUUUUUUUGUAGAGCUCACCCUACCUUACUCUGUAGUGCGUGGUGAGGCCUUCACACUGAAAGCCACUGUUUUCAACUACCUGACAGCCUGCAUCAGAGUCAGUGUGAUUCUGGCUCAGUCUACUCAAUUUCUGGCUAUUCCAGUGGAAAAGGAGGAAGACUCUUAUUGUCUCUGCGAGAACGAGAGGAAAACAGUGGCUUGGCUGGUGACUCCCAAAUCUCUAGGGCUGGUGGAGUUCUUGGUGAGCACGGAGGCACUGCAGAACCAGCAGCCGUGCAGAAACACCAUAGUGGAGACCCCUGAGAAAGGGCGGAAGGACACGGUCAUCAGGCAGCUGCUGGUGGAGCCUGAAGGAGUUGAGAAGGAAACUGUUCAGAACUCUGUGCUCUGUUUGAAAGGAGAGUCUGUGAAAGAGAAGUUUUCUCUGUUGCUUCCCUCAAAUGUGGUACAAGACUCAGGCAGAGCAUAUUUCUCAGUGCUGGGUGAUCUCAUGGGCACCGCCAUGCAGAACCUGCACCAGCUACUCCAGAUGCCAUUUGGUUGUGGUGAACAGAACAUGGUAUUGUUUGCACCCAACAUCUAUGUCCUGGACUAUCUGAACAAGACCGGACAGCUGAGUGAGGAGGUCAAAUCCAAGGCCAUUGGAUACUUAGUGAGCGGUUAUCAGAGGCAGAUGAACUACAAGCACCCAGAUGGCUCUUACAGUACCUUUGGACCACGUUAUGGCCAACUGGGGAACACCUGGCUCACAGCCUUUGUCCUGAAGUCCUUUGCCCAGGCCCGGUCUUACAUCUUCAUAGAUGAAAAGCACAUCCAGGAUGCUUUGAUCUGGCUCAGUCAAAAUCAGAAGGAGAAUGGCUGCUUCCGCAGUUCUGGGAUGCUCCUGAACAAUGCCAUGAAGGGCGGAGUGAACGAUGAAGUAACACUGACAGCCUACAUCACUAUUGCACUGCUGGAGAUUCCUCUGCCUGUAACUCAUUCGGUGGUGCGUAAUGCUCUGUUCUGCCUGGAAACGGCAGGAAAUGAGAAAGAAAACCACGUGUACACCAAGGCACUGCUGGCAUAUGCCUUUGCCCUGGCAGGGAAGGAGGAGAAGCGGAAGGCGUUCCUUGUCUCACUUGAAAAGGAAGCCGUCAAAAAGGAUGGAUCUGUUCACUGGCAGCGGCCUGGGAAAGAGCCAGAGGCUGAUCUCCCGUACUACCGCUAUAAAGCUCCCUCUGCUGAAGUGGAGAUGACAGCCUACGUGCUCCUUGCUCACCUCACCACGCAGCCAGCACCUUCGCAGGAGGAGCUGUCACUUGCAUCUCUUAUCGUAAAGUGGAUCAUUGGUCAGCAGAAUCCCAACGGAGGCUUCUCCUCCACCCAGGACACAGUUGUGGCUCUGCAAGCCCUCUCCUUGUACGGAGUUUCCACCUAUGCCAAGAGCGGAGAAGCUUCCAAAGUGAGCCUGCAAUCUGGAGGGGACUUCCAGCAAGACUUCCACGUGGAUCCCUCAAACCGGCUGCUGCUCCAGCACGUGCCCCUGCCCCAGGUGCCAGGGGAGUACAGCGUAGAGGUGUCUGGCAAAGGAUGCGUCUACCUGCAGACAAGCCUGAGGUACAACGUGCAGCCCAAGCAGGAGAGCGCGCCCUUCCUGCUGCAUGUACACACGAGCCCAGAGACAUGUGAGAACUCCAAGGCUGACAAGGUCUUUGACAUAGGCAUAAAAGUCAGUUACACGGGUGAGCGCAGUGUCUCCAACAUGGUGAUUAUCGAUGUGAAAAUGCUGUCGGGAUUCAUCCCUGUCAAGUCCUCAGUAAGGAAGCUGGCACACCACCAAGUUAUUGAACGUACAGAGUUCAGUACCAACCAUGUCUUAGUGUAUCUGGAAAAGCUGAGCAACAUGACCUUGAGCUUCUCCUUCACGGUGGAGCAGGACAUCCCUGUGCAGCGCCUGAAGCCAGCUCAGGUGAAAGUGUAUGAUUACUAUGAGACAGAUGAGUUUGCCAUACAGGAGUACAGUGCUCCCUGCACCACAGCCAAAGCUGAACAGGGAAAUGCCUGAAGAAUACAUCUGUGCCCUGAUGGAUCAGCUGACUUGUUUCUGCCGUUAGUAGUCUUCCUUAACGAGCCCUCUAAAAUGUUACGUGUAACCAACACCAAAAACAAAGCAAUACAAUAAAAAUAAAUAAAGUCUUGAUUCUCCCCA
This is a messenger RNA of Meleagris gallopavo (turkey), 4676 nucleotides long. Its product is annotated as alpha-2-macroglobulin. Gene Ontology annotation, cellular component: extracellular region. Gene Ontology annotation, molecular function: endopeptidase inhibitor activity. NCBI's taxonomy places the organism in Eukaryota, Metazoa, Chordata, Aves, Galliformes, Phasianidae. The record is from RefSeq and is a predicted model, not a curated record.